UUUCCAAUGUGUCAGUUCUUCACGUCAGGUGGCCAGAGUUUUUGAGUUUCAGGUUCAGCAUCGGUCCUUUCAAUGAAUAUUCAGGACUGAUUUCCUUUAGGAUUGACUGAUUGAAGCUAGAAGUAGCCAUAAACCUACAGUGUGAAAUUGCAGCCUUUUAGAACUGAGAUAAACCUUAGUGACCUUGAGCAUAGACUCCAUCCCCUCUUUGAGGUUAAACGAUAUGCUAAUUAUUUGCACACAGAGUUGGACACGACUGAAGUGACUUAGCAGCAGCAGCAGCAGCAAGCCAGUUUUAAAAUUCCUUUCUUGAGUUUUUCAGUAGUUUUCUAAUCUUUUAUUAUGCUUAAUUCACUUUUAAUGCUUAUGGGGGAAAAAAGCCUCUAACAUUUUAUAACUCCAUCCUCCCCACUCCACCCUUUGGAUUUCAGGACAUCCUGGGAUACACACUUAUCUAACAAUACAUUUUAUAGGUUUCAUUCUUAAUUGUACGUUUUCAGUAGUAGUGCCAACAGGGGAUUAGUAAAUAAACUUGACUUUAAUUAAUAAAAGUCAAGUUGGUAGAGUUCAUCACAGGACACUAUCCCCUGGAGGUUGCAUUGGAGUGAGGGGGCUAUUUGCUUGGACGUGACAGGUGUAAGCAGUAACUCAAGAUGGCAGCUAGAGGGCGCCAGAAUUGGGAGAGGCGGAGGUGCGAUUGCUAGCGUGCUGGAAAGACUUGAGAUAUUCAGUCUAUUCUCUUCUCUCCCUCCUCCCAAACACCACCUACUGUGCAGUAACAAAUUAAAAUUUUAUAGUGAGUUUACCAGAUUUACAGAUGAAGAUAUCAAAACUCAGACAGAGGGGGUCAGCGUUUCAGAACUGUUAAUACCGGACGGAUCUGAGAUUCAGACCUCUGGCUUUUUAUUUCUAAAGCUUCUAUCCCUACACCAAUGCCAGGAUUAGGGAUGCCAGGAGUUACUUAUGUUCCUCAGUGAAGUGUGUUCACUGCAGAUGUUUCUUUAACACACAAAGUAAUGGUUAGGAUUUAAAAAAUUGUUUUUUUUUUUCUUUUUCCUCCAGACUGUAUACUUUUUUCCUUCAGAUGAGUAGGAAAAUAGACACACUGCAUUCAAAACCAGGGAAAUUUUCAUCAUUACCCACUGCCUUCUCCUUCCAGUGCCCAGUGAAUGGGUGUGAGUGCCUAGCUGAAAAGUCGAGGAAUAGACUAAGAAUUUGGGUGGUAUUCCUGGCACCAUGAGCAGUCUUUCCUUCCUGUAGUGUUGCAAGAUAAAGCUCUUCCCUAUGCAAGAUAACAGAUUUGGCACAAUUACAUGAAAUCUUUACAUGAACGAUUGCAUGAAGUUCAGAAUAUAUCGUGUCUGGAAAUCAGCUGUUUUGCCAUCCCUGAAUUUGCUUAACCACCUUGUGUUUUUAUUCAGAAAAGAUGCUAUUAUUACUGAUCUUUUUCUCAGUGAUUUGGGGCAUUUUCUGGGCUACUGACAUACUUUGAUGCUCUAAUUUAAAAAUUCAUGGUAUUGAUUUAAUGCUUUAGUAGAGAAACACGGCAGUGUUUAAAAAAGCAGAUAUUUAAAUGAUAAACUGUAACGUGCAGAUGACAAUUGAUGGUCUCUUUUAUACCCCUCCUCCACUUCGCCAUUCUACCCUUCUUGCAGCUUGAAGUUCCUGGUACUCCAACUUGUGUUUUCUGUGUUCUGCAAAGUCAGGUUCCCUGUUUCUGAAACAAAGAAAUAAAAAUUUCCUGGGGAUAAAAGAAAGCUCUUCCUUUUUAAGUCGCAGACAGAAUAUAUGGUCCCCCCUCUCCCCCUUUGAAUUUCCCUGUGUAAUUACCGUAUCUGUCUGCAGGAGAAAGGACUCCUUGUGGUUUGCUCUCCACUACCUCUUAGAGACAUAUCUGCAGAGCCGCGCAGCGCACGUGGCACUCAUCUCAGGGCGAGAGCUCCCAGUUUUAUGAGAAUUAGGCGAGCGUAGGGUAGCUUCUUUCCCCGAAAGCCAGUCCCGCUUCCCCGAAAGCCAGCCGCGUAUCAGCUGCGUGGGGCUGGGUCCCGGGGAGGUGGAGCCUGCCUGCUCCCAGCGGCUGCGAGAGCCCCCGCGUCUGAGAGCAUCCCCGCCGCCGCUCUCCCUGCUCUUGUGCUGCUCCGGGGAGUGGAGGAGGCACGGUGUGCUCGCGGACCGUGGGGUAAACUGCAGUUGCUCUUUGGGGAGCCCGGGGAGAACACCAGGCGGGAGAGAGAGCGCCAGUGCCAUGGGCCAGCUAUGCUGCUUUCCUUUCUCAAGAGACGAGGAAAAAAUCAGCCCGAAACCUAUUGGAAUCCGGGACUUAAUUAAUGAAGCUUUGUGUCGAGAGAGGAUGGGUCUGCAGUCCAAAGUGAAGGAGAUAAAAGCACUUUUAUUAAAGCCUGAGAUUCAGGCCAAAAUCAGGAGGGAGCUCUUUGAAGGAAGAUUCAUUAACAACAGUAAUCAAGGAAACGAUGUGGAUUUCAGUGCAACUUUGACAUAAACUCUACAUUGUUAUCAUGGUACUAGAGUUUAUGAUAUCUUUCCAGCUCAUUAAAUAGCUCUUUGGUGAAUACCAAAGAAGUGUUCUGAUAGUUUGCACAACAGCAAACCAACAUUUGGUAAGGAAUGAACAAUUUCUUUCCAAAGAAAACUGAAUUCUGCACUGUUAUUUUUAAGCUAAACUUGUGUUUUAGAAUGUUUAUCUCUGUAAUAUCAAGAUUCAUUUUAUAGAAAAGACUUCUUAAUUAGCUGUUGUGAGAUGUUCCUUGAGUCCUCACAGAUAAAAUAUACAGACUGUGAAAAACCAUUUACUAAAAAAAAAAAAACAAAAUAAAACCCAGUAUUUUAAGGGUUAUUUGUUUCCUGUUGACAUGACUUUUGUUGUUGUUCAGUCAAAAGAAGCAUUGUUCACAUGUAUCUAUAUCUAGUGUUGCUUUUAAUGAGACUGAAUGUUUAUUGAUCACUAGUACUUGAAUGAACAUUUAUAAAUGUAAUUAUUGCAGUCACUGGUUAAGAAUGUUUUAUAAUUGCCAUAUGUAUUAUUUUUCAAUGAUUGAAAUGUAGUUUGCUUUUUCAUUUCUUACUGAAUGUUUGGGGUUUUUAUUUUCUACUUUUCUGAAGAUAAGCUAGCCCAUGUCUUAUUGUAUCCCUUAUAAUCUGAAUUUGCUUGCACUGGUUCAUUUUUAAAGAAUAUUCUUGAAAAUUUUCCUUCCCAUAUGAUAAUCACUGGUAACAGCUUUUUCUAUAAUCAUUGUAAAAUUGCUGCUACUAACAGAUCAUGAUGGAGGGGGAAAUUACUAGAGAUCAAAUAUGUAAUCAUUUCAAAGAUAAAAUCCAGUUUACUCAUGGAUUUUUGCUAUUUUUUCACUGGGUAAAUUAUAGUACAUUUAUUUAUAAGUGAGUUUAUGCAUUUUCAUGCCUCUUAAUAAAUGUAUUGUUUUCCCUUGU
Molecule: messenger RNA, 3447 nt
Organism: Bubalus bubalis (water buffalo)
Lineage: Eukaryota; Metazoa; Chordata; Mammalia; Artiodactyla; Bovidae
Gene: AKAP7
Product: A-kinase anchoring protein 7
Exons: 2
Coding region: 2246-2500 (84 amino acids)
Cellular component (GO): cytosol
Molecular function (GO): protein kinase A regulatory subunit binding
Source: RefSeq, a predicted model, not a curated record